Molecule: messenger RNA, 1286 nt
Organism: Astyanax mexicanus (Mexican tetra)
Lineage: Eukaryota; Metazoa; Chordata; Actinopteri; Characiformes; Acestrorhamphidae
Gene: hhex
Product: hematopoietically expressed homeobox
Exons: 4
Coding region: 270-998 (242 amino acids)
Biological process (GO): regulation of transcription by RNA polymerase II; cell differentiation
Molecular function (GO): RNA polymerase II cis-regulatory region sequence-specific DNA binding; DNA-binding transcription factor activity, RNA polymerase II-specific
Source: RefSeq, a predicted model, not a curated record
UCUUUCUUUCUCUCUUUCUCUCUCUCUCUCUCUCUCUCUCUCUCUCUCUCUCUCUUCCUCUCUCUCUUUCUUUCUCUCUCUCCCCAAUCAGAGUUCUCUACCUGCAGGAAGUUGUGCGGCUCUGAGUUUAAGCUCCUCCCCUGGGGGCUCGCGCUGCUUUAGAGAGAGCGCACCGGCUGCGCGUGACUGCAUGGAGUCGGUACAGCUGGGCUCGCGCGCAUAAACCCGCAGGCUCCCGCAGAAACCCACGCGCGCGCAAGCAGAGAGUCAUGCAGUACCCGCACGCGGUCCGCCCCGCGCCACUGUACGCGCGCACCCCGCUGCAGCCCGCGCACCCGACGCCCUUCUACAUCGAUGAUAUCCUGGGCAGGGGUCCCGCGCCGCCCGCCGCCGCCGCGCCGCCGCCCGCGCUGCCCUCCCCGCACUCCUCCUUCACCGCAGUGCACGCGCCCCCUCCGCCCUGCGCCUACAGGAGCCCCGCGUACGGAGACCCCGCGCUGACGCACCACGCCGCCCUGGCCGCCGCCGCCGCGGCCGCUGCGCUCGGGGGCGCGCUCUACCCGCUGCACGCGCACGCACUCAUCAGGCACGAGCCUCUCGCUAAGCCGCUGCUGUGGAGUCCGUUUCUGCAGAGGCCGGUUCAUAAGAGGAAAGGCGGGCAGGUUCGGUUCUCUAAUGAUCAAACUAUUGAGCUGGAGAAAAAGUUCGAGACCCAGAAGUAUCUCAGCCCCCCGGAGAGGAAAAGACUCGCCAAGAUGCUGCAGCUCAGCGAGAGACAGGUAAAAACGUGGUUCCAGAACCGCAGGGCCAAAUGGAGGCGCCUCAAACAGGAGAAUCCUGCGGUCAGUAAGAGGGAUCUGGAGGACGCAGGUUCUGCUGAAAGAAACGCUGAAAUUUCCCUCACAGAAAUUCACUCAGACUCCUCUCACCAGUCUGAUCAGGAGCUGGACGUGGAGGAUCACGCUGACCUCUCGCCAGAUCCUCACAUAUCCCUCUGAACCUAGAACUUACUGUAAAUACUGUAAAUACUGUAAAUACUGUAUAUUUGUCUAAACCCUAGGAUAGUUUUAAACUUUAUAAAAUAAGUUAAUAAUUGUACGUUUUUUUAUUGAAUCUGCAGAGAAUGUAGCUAAAAGUGUCUCAAAAAAACAAGGGACAUUUAAUACUGGUGAUUUUUGUGUUUCUCUAUGUAAAAUAACGACCAUAACUCUUCAGGUUUAUGGCCAGAUGCAUGUACAUAUUUUGUGUAAAUCAAUAAACAAAAAGUAUCUUUCCUUGUUAUACAA